CUAGGCGCGGCAUCUGUAGGAUGCUUGGAAAUAUGUUGCGGUCCCUAAGCAUCUAAUACGCAGAAACAAACAGUCAAAGGUCGCGAACGUGAUCAGUCACAGACUGGGUCAAAUCAAAUCGCUUUCAUGCCAUCCAUGAAGCUCUUGCGUUUGUCCAACCGAGGCAGAUACUGUCUACGAGAACGGAGCGUCGGGUCCCUCCUGUGAUCCAGCGCAGCACGAGACACGAUCUGUUGUCGACGAGUUCGCUGCCUCGCGUUGGUAUCACAUGCGCGCACUGCUUACACCCGUCUGGGUUCGGAUCGAAGAGUUCCCAAGCACGAGGACGAUGGUUUAUGGCUUGUCACAAGCGGCAGAACGUGAGUUGUCCGAACAAUCCCCAGCCCUUCUUCCUCUACGUCUCCGCAGAACUCAAUCGCGCACACGAAGCUGGCGCGGUCCAACAGGACAUUAGGGCAGGGAAUGCGCUGUUGAUCGAGAAUUGUCUCGAGCCCGAGAGGCUCGUUGGUUUUGUCGUCGACUGUGACUACGCUGCGCUGAGUGAAGAGGCGCUGAGAGUUCUGAGGGAUGUCGUCAAGCCGAGGCCGCACCGACACUUCCUGGAUCAGGACAGGCGAACGAAGGGCAGCACGGGUACCCCCUCUUUCAUGGCAUUAGCGAUGCUUCAGAAAAAUCCGACCGCAAAGCACGCGCUGGGUCACGAUCUCGAGUCGCUGUACUGGCUGCUCAUCUGGCUUUGCUUGCGACACACGGAACAUCGGCUUGGCCCUCGGCGCUUCUCUGGGUUAUUCAAUACCGUGUGUCUAUUUGUCAUGAGGUCAUCAUCCCUCUUUCGCGAGGAAGAUUACGCCCCAAGUGGCUCCCCUUGGUGGUCGUUGACAAGUGAUUUUCAAGACCUCGUCAUGGCUCAGAAUCUCUCUGGUAAACCGCCGACUGCACUCAAACCCUCCAUUCUACCUGGACCGAGACACAUCUUGUAUUCAGAUGUGCAGUCUCUCUUCGAUCAAGCCCUUGCUCUCAAAACCUGGCCCGUGGGUGGCCGCGCCCCUCCGUGCAAGCUGCCGAACGAUGGAGACAAGAGGGCGGAACUUGACUUGAUAAACGACAGGAGGGGAUGACGGUUGCGCUGCAAACACUCCGUCGAAUGUCGUCCCGGAUUAUCGCUAUGAGGAUUCGGUUUUCACGAACUAAAUCGUUCCGAAUGCUACAGCAGGUCCAAAUAUAAUGAACACUGCAAAGAUGACAGGUGCGGCGAUGUCGUCCAGGAUGACCGGAGCGCGAGUGCGCCGGCGGAAGAAUCUUUCAUCACCAACUGGAUGGCGAAAGAAUGAAACACUGCGUCAACGUCUGCCAGCGAUUCGAUGGCCGCAGCAUCCCUCAAGUGCUCUCAUGAAUUGGAAGCUGCGUCUGAGGGAGGUUUCCAUCGCUUCCCAGUGAAAAACCCGCUUCCGUCCACCGCAUAUGAAUCCAAGUAAUUUUCAUCAGUUCUCUCGAAUCGCAUGUGUUUCCGAAUGUAGCGCGCGCCUCAAUAACCCGCGCUCUUUCUCUUUCGACUCGUCAGAACAUGCCUCAUAGCGUGAGUAAUCACAGGAAUAUCCUCUCUCUUGUCACCCCUCGGAGUCAGUUCAGAGAGAAGAGUUAACCAACGAGAUCUUAGAUAAAAAAACCUCGAGUAUUACAUUUUGUCUUCUUGGAAACGACAUACUCGCUCGCUUAGUAAAUCAGGCAAGAUGGAUGGGUGGAUGGGAGCCUCGGCCAAUCUG
Molecule: messenger RNA, 1763 nt
Organism: Mycena citricolor
Lineage: Eukaryota; Fungi; Basidiomycota; Agaricomycetes; Agaricales; Mycenaceae
Source: the annotation of a GenBank genome assembly